CCUUCGACGAUAGUCGUUGGCUUUGCUGGAUGGGCCUGUCGAGGACAGGGUGCUGGCAGUGGCGGACCCAGGAUUUUGAGAUAGGUGUGUCGACCAAUAAAAUAAAAUUAAAAAUAAAUUAAUCAACAUGAAUUAAUUAAUUAGUUAAAAAUUAACAAAAAAAUUUAUUCAUAAAUUUCACCAAUUUUAUUAUUUCUUACAGUGAACCACGACGAUUUUUCAUAUUCUUAAAGAUUUCUUAAUUGCAUUUUUCCAUUAGGUUGCAAAUCAAAUAUUUUUUAUGUACAAAAUGAAACAAUUAUUCAUAAACUGAUCACUCAACUUAUACCAAAGAUUGUUCUUGAUUAAACUCAUAUAUGAAAAAUGUCAUUUUAUAGCUUGCAGUUGCAAGAGGUAAAAAUCAAUACUAAUUUAAGAUGAGAAAUUUGGUAUGAGAAUCUCGAAGGGUGGUCACAUGUGUCAACAUGAAAAUUUGAAUGAGCAUGAGGAUGUCGUUUGCUCGAUGCCGAUAAUUGAAGGGUGGCUACACGCGUCAACGUGGAAAGAAAUAACUAAACUAGAAAGCAAGUUGAAAAAUAACUUAAAGAAAAAUCUAUGGAAGAAGCUAUGGAGAAAGACAGCCUGGAAUUCACAAUCUAAUUAUUUUACUCAACCACCUUAUUAAUCAAAUUUAAUUCACAUUCAAAUUAUCGAUGUUGUCUCUAAGGUGAUAGCUAUCUUUCUAAAUACUCAUUAUGUACUAAGUAGUCAAUUAAUUGUGUACUCUUGUGCAACCAACUAAUUAACUACCUAAUAUGAAGCCCGAUAACUCAUCUAUUUGCAUAUUUUAAUAACAUUAUGACAAUUUUUUUUUGUAAUGUAAUAACGUGUGUCGAUUACAAUUAUUAGAGGUGUGUCGGAGGUCCCAUAUUCGUAUUUUUUACGCCGAAAAUUUGUGGGUUCUUCACAAAAAUUUCGAACCAAGGUGUGUCGGGUGACACCUUGGUCAAAGGUGGGUUCGCCCCUGGGUGCUGGAGUGGGCUUUGUGGGGCAUGAUCCGUCCAACAAUCUCUUAUUUGCUUGCCAUGGGUAGGUUUUAUGAUGGUAUCGAUGACUCUUUUCUUGUUGCUUUGUUGGCUUUUCGUGAUGCUUUAGACUGGUGCUUAACCCAUCAUUUUCUGUUGGUCCGCUGUCAUGGGGAUUCCAUUGUGACUGUUUAGCGGCUAUUGGAGGGAGGUUCCGAGCAUAUGACAGGAGGGGUGAUCCUAGAAGACACCUACAGGCUAGGAAAAGCUUUUGAGUUUUGUUCUUGCUCUCAUGUUACUCUUCGAGUUAAUAGAGCAGCCCAUUUUAUGGCAAAAAAUGCUCUUUCAUAAAAAGUUCAACGAUUAGUCUACUUUCGCCUGUGGAUUGAUUAUGUUCUCUGACUAUGUAUCCGGACCUCCGUGGUGGAAGCUCUUGUCCUCAGAGGAUCAUCCACAGACUGAAAUUGGAUUCCUUUAGCUAGAAUGACCUCCUUAUGCGGUCCAAGAAGAACUAUCCCGCCCGCCGAAUGAGACCCAGUGAGAAGUUGGACGUAGACCCGAAGCCACACUUUCUGCGGGCAACCGUUCCUAUUCCUCACAUUGCUGAUGGUAUUGGCGAAACAAUGCCGGAAACCCAAAUUGCUUACUUUCAAAGACCACCCAAUUCCUAGAUUUCCAAAUCCACCAAAGGAUAGCCACCACCGAUAAGAUCACAGAAGGUUGAUGAAUUGGAGAGAACAACCGUUUGAGAAAUAAGGGGAAUGUGUGACGCGGUAACCCUUGUCCAAGAUGUUCCAAUCUCGCAUAGUCCCAUAUGGUCCGAGCCACUGGACAGUCCAGAAACAGAUGCUCCUUUGUUUCUGCUCCUCCCCAGCAAACUGGAUAUCAAGGAUGAACAGGCACAUGUUUUUCAAGUAACCCCUCGGUCGUGGGGAGGAUACGGUGGAAGAUCUGCUAAAGAAACACUUUCAACUUGGGAGGAAUAUCAGCAUCCCAAAGCCAAAUCCAACUAGAUCUAUCCAUCCAACUGACCAUUGACCUCCAGCAGCCCUGUCUCUUAUCUAGAUCGACAUCUAUAUGGUAGGCUGAUUUCACAGUGAACACGCCAUCCGUCGUACCAUGCCAAAUAAGUUUGUCCUCCAUAGACUGCCUCGGCAGAGGAAUAGAUUGAAUCAUACGGCAGGUAGAUGGGUCAAACCAUUGGCUGAGUUUUCGAAUAUACCAGCCUCCCCCAUUUUGGUCAAUCACAUCCGCCACUCGUGGAUCACCUCCCUCUGGGAGCACCUGAGGAUUAAACACCGGUAGGUCAGGAUGCAGGCGAGGGAUCCAAUUCGAGAAAAGCAGUGAUGCCGAUUGCCCAUCCCCAAUUUGCCAGCGCAAGCCCUUAUCAAGCAGUUGCCUUCCAAACAGAACACCUUGCCACCCCCAGGAAGGACGCGAGCGUGCUUGAGCCUGAAGGAAAGUCCCGUUUGGGAAAUACUUCCCUUUGUAUACUUGGGCUAACAGGGACUGGGGCUACUGGAGGAUCCGCCGUCCAAUUUUAGCCAGUAAAGCCUGAUUAAAAUGUUCAAAACGAGGGAAACCCAUUCCCCCCACAUGUUUACUUCGACACAUAUUACGCCAUGACAGCCAAUGGAUUCGGGAUUGGUCAUUCGUCACUCUCCACCAAAAUCGGGCCACAUGUUUAUCUAGAAGCCGAAAAGAAAAGGAAGGAGAAAAUUUGUGGCCAGUUUAUUUCUGAUGCGGGAAGCCUUAUUACAAAACUGAACAAAGAAGGCCUCGGGAAAACGGUUACAGAGGAAAAUAUUUAAAAUAAAAAUUCUGAUGACCGAGAGUUGCGGAGAAUGCUUGAGGGCUGACGUGGAGGGCCUCUUUUUAUCAAACCCCUUUUAAUAUAUUGUAAGACUUAAUGAUGAAACCAUUAAGGCCCAUUAAGAGUUUUAAGUGCACUUGUAGUAACCAAUCAUAAUUAUUUAUCAUCAUGUCUAAUAAUGACCAACGACUUAGGCGAAACCGUUCACCGGAGGCCAUAUCGACCACCGCCAGCCUUCUCCCACCAAACCACCACCAACGCCAUCAAUGGACACACAUAGAAUCACCGGUAAAGCCAAUCCAGCAAGAUGAUACAAACAGAAAUUAACACACUGCUGAUUGUAGCACACGACAUCAAAACAAAUAUGGGCUCGAUUCGUUAUUAUCAUUAUUGUCAGAGGUGUCAAUCAAUCCACCGUAAUCCGUCAGGAAUUCACAUUCACCAAACAUUUCUAAUACGGCGAACAAUGCUAUAGCUCCAAUAUAGACACCAUAUAUCUUGAAGGAAAUCGAGAAAAAGAAGCUCAUGAAUUCGAUGGCCGCGGGAUGGACAGAUCCGUUUGAGUGAAUUCCAGUAAGAUUCAGAAUCAGGGAGAUGGCCGUAACAUUCUCCUCCUUCGACGCCGACGCCAGGCCGAAUUCCAGAGGAGGGCUACUUUUCUUUAUCAAUGGAACUUAACUGAGUUUAUAUCUCCACCGGUGGGAGGUUUCCGACAAUAGCGUCGUUUUCAGCCAAAUCCUGGCUGUUAAAUGGUAGCUAAGAGCUACGGUCAGCUUGCUAGUAUCGAUCGGGAAGGAAAUCGAUGCUUGUGAGCACUUAUCAUAAGAGAUUACACCUCUUUCCCCAAAUGCUCGCCCUGUUUCCCCCUCCGUAGAUAUGCUUGGCUGCUGGCUAGAGGUGGCAAUUGGAUCGGAUUCGUGGAUUCGUAGAUUGGAUUGGUGGAUCAAUGUAUCAAAUGGAUUGGAUCCAAUGGAUUGGUGGAUUCAUGGAUUGGAUCAAAUGGAUUGGUGGAUUGAUCCAUGAAUCCAAAUGACAACCAAGGCUUGGACCAAAAUGUAAAUUUUGAAAAGUUUAGGUACUAAAAAUGUCACGAUAAAAAAUUUUAGGUACC
This is a messenger RNA of Linum trigynum, 3928 nucleotides long. The record is from the annotation of a GenBank genome assembly. Lineage: Eukaryota; Viridiplantae; Streptophyta; Magnoliopsida; Malpighiales; Linaceae.